GAAGCCUGGUGGUUUGAAGCAGGCGUUACUGUUAUCGUUGGAUUUAAGCUACUAGUAUCAAAUGUCAAUCCAAGCUCUAGUAACUAAGAAGCGUAAAGAGUUCAUCGGACUCCCUGCUCCUCUGGGAUAUGCUGCUGGCAUAGGACGUGGCGCGGUUGCAUUCACUACGAGAUCUGAUAUUGGUCCUGCUCGUGAAGCUAAUGAUGUUUCAGAUGAACGACAUGUUGCUCCAUCUAAACGUAGAAAGGAGCAGGAAGAAGAAGAGGAGGACCUGAAUGAUUCAAAUUAUGAUGAAUUCACGGGUUAUGGUGGCAGUUUAUGUACGAAAGAUCCCUAUGAGAAGGAUGAUCAAGAAGCAGAUGCCAUUUAUGCAUCCAUUGACGACAGAAUGGAUGAAAGGCGACGUGAAUACAGAGAAAAACGUUUCCGUGAAGAGAUUGAAAAAUAUCGACGAGAAAGACCGAAAAUCCAGCAACAGUUUAUGGAUUUAAAACGUGAUUUGGCAAGCGUUUCUGAGAGUGAAUGGAAUGCCUUACCAGAAGUUGGAGAUUCACGAAAUAGGAGACAAAGAAAUCCUAGAUACGAACGUUUCACACCAAUCCCAGACAGUAUUAUUUCAAAAGGUUUAUCCGAUGGUCAAACAAAUAUUUCCGUGGAUGUAGUCGAACAAAGUUUAGGUGGUAUAACUACACCGUUUACUUCGCAGGCUGCUCAAAUGGAUAUUGACAUGAAAAAAAUUGGUGAAGCACGUACAUCUCUAAUGGAUAUCAAGUUGACACAGGUUUCUGAUAGUGUUUCAGGGCAAACUGUUGUUGAUCCCAAAGGUUAUCUAACUGAUCUACAGUCUAUGAUUCCCCAACAUGGCGGUGACAUAAACGACAUGAAAAAAGCCCGACUUUUAUUAAAGUCAGUACGUGAAACAAAUCCAAAACAUGCUCCUGCAUGGAUCGCAUCUGCUCGUCUGGAAGAAAUAGCUGGUAAACUACAGGUGGCACGCAACUUAAUUCUUAGCGGAUGUGAAGAAUGCCCUAAAUCAGAAGAUAUUUGGCUUGAAGCAGCACGACUAGUGCCACCUGAACAAGCAAAAUCCGUUGUGGCUCAGGCUAUACGUCAUCUGCCACAGUCUGUUCGGUUAUGGGUAAAAGCAGCCGAUUUGGAAACAGAGCAUAAGGCUAAAAAAAUUGUAUACAAAAAAGCAUUAGAACAAGUUCCUAAUUCUGUUAGAUUAUGGAAGCUGGCUGUUGAAUUAGAGGAUGAAGAUGACGCUCGACUCAUGUUAACUUUGGCCGUGGAAUGUUGUCCUACAUCUGUUGAAUUGUGGCUUGCAUUGGCGCGUUUAGAAACUUAUGAACAAGCCAGGGUUGUUUUGAAUAAGGCUCGUGAAAGUAUUCCUACAGAUAGACAAAUUUGGUUUGCAGCUACUCGUUUAGAAGAGGCUCAAGGCAAUCAGGCUAUGGUACAAAAAAUUGUUGAUCGUGGUGUUGCGUCAUUACAAGCCAAUAUGGUUGAAAUUAAUCGUGACCAAUGGAUUAAAGAUGCAGAAGAAUGUGAGAAAGCUAAGAGUGUCCUCACUGCUCAAGCAGUAAUUAAAGCUAUUAUAGGUUAUGGUUUAGAGGAGCAAGAUAAAAAGCAUACAUGGUUAUCAGAUGCAGAGAAUUGUGCCACCAAUGGUGCAAUUGAAUGUGCUCGUGCUAUUUAUGCUGUGGCGUUGGCGCAUUUUCCAAAAAAGAAGAGUAUUUGGUUACGUGCUGCUUAUUUUGAACGAAAUCACGGCACAAGGGAAACGUUGGAAGAGCUUCUACGUCAAGCUGUCACUCAUUGUCCUCAAGCAGAAGUACUUUGGCUCAUGGCAGCAAAAACACGUUGGCUUGCAGGCGAUGUACCAGCUGCACGUUCUAUAUUGGCACGUGCAUUUGAAGCAAAUCCUAAUUCUGAAGAGAUAUGGUUAGCCGCUGUAAAACUUGAAUCAGAAAAUAAAGAGUAUGCACGUGCACGUAGAUUAUUGGAUAAAGCCUGUGCAUCUGCAUCAACAGCUCGUGUAUGGAUGAAAGCAGCUAGACUGGAAUGGUGUUUAGGUGAACUGAAUAAAGCCCUGCAAAUGCUUGAAAAGGCCACGUCAACUUACUCUCAAGCACCAAAAUUAUGGCUGAUGCUUAGUCAAGUAUAUGAACAAAUGUCUAAUAAUGAAGAGAUAAAACCCGAAGAAGCCAAUUUAUUCAAAGAAAAGGCUAGAAAUGCCUAUCGCGAAGGUCUUAAUCAUAACCCGCAUUAUACUGCACUAUGGUUACAGUUGGCUAGAUUUGAAGAACGACAUGGUAAUCUGACCAAAGCGCGUUCAAUAUUGGAGAAGGCUCGUUCACAAAAUCCCAAAACCGCUGAAUUAUGGCUAGAGGCUAUCCGGUUGGAGGUGAGGGCCAAUUUAAAACCUGUGGCUGAUUCACUCCUCUCAAAAGCUCUUCAAGAAUGUCCAACAUCAGGCUGCUUAUGGGCUGAAGCGAUUUCAUGACUCCUAGAGCCCAACGUAAAAGUAAAUCGGUAGAUGCCUUAAAGAAGUGUGAACAUGACCCAUUGGUACUUUAGCUGUAUCUAAUAUGUUUUGGUGUGAACGGCUUGUCAUGAAAGCACGUAAUUGGUUCACGCGGACAGUGAAACUGGAACCUGAUCUUGGCGAUGCAUGGGCUUAUUUUUAUAAAUUUGAACUACAGCACGGGACAGAGGAUCAACAGAAAGAAGUAUAUCGACGAUGUGUUAGUGCAGAGCCUCAUCAUGGUGAAGUUUGGUGUAAAAUUAGCAAGGAUCCGAAGAACUGGCGACUAAAAACGAAAGAUCUUUGAAAAUCGUAGCGGAUACCGUUGUUUUACCAACUUAACUGUGCAACGAACAUAUUUUGUAUCUCAUAUAAAAGGAAGGAAAAAAGCAGCCUAUGUUGUAUAUCAUAUAAAUAAUAAUAUUUUAAAUCAAUCUUUUAAUAUUUAUUUUGCAAACG
Molecule: messenger RNA, 2986 nt
Organism: Heterobilharzia americana
Lineage: Eukaryota; Metazoa; Platyhelminthes; Trematoda; Strigeidida; Schistosomatidae
Source: the annotation of a GenBank genome assembly